Molecule: messenger RNA, 1513 nt
Organism: Bufo gargarizans (Asiatic toad)
Lineage: Eukaryota; Metazoa; Chordata; Amphibia; Anura; Bufonidae
Gene: POLR3D
Product: RNA polymerase III subunit D
Biological process (GO): transcription by RNA polymerase III
Cellular component (GO): RNA polymerase III complex
Molecular function (GO): DNA binding
Source: RefSeq, a predicted model, not a curated record
CUGGCGCAGAGCGGAAGUGACGCAGAGCCGUGACGUCACCACUCGCCGCUGUGCUGUUGUUGACGGGGGACAUGCGGUGAGCAGGAAGGAUGUCUGACGGGAAGAAUGAUCCCACCCCUGGCGUGCCCAGGACCCCGGUCGGAGGAGCAAGAAAUCUGGUUGGGCGUAGACCUUCAGCACCUCUCACACCUGGUCGCCUUCCAUCCAUCCGCUCCCGGGACCUUACCCUUGGGGGCGUCAGAAAAAAAACCUUUGCUCCAAAUAUAAUUGGGAGGAAGAUAAAAGAAGAACCGAAAGAGGAGGUAUCUGUGAAAGUCGAGCGCGCAGAACGCAACAGAGACCGACGUGAUGGAUCGGGCAGAGGACGCGGGAGACCACAAGUCAUCCAGAGUCACUCCAUCUUUGAGCAGGGACCCGCAGAGCAACUCAAGAAGAAAACUGCAUGGGACGGACCCUCAGAUUCAGGCGACCUUGGACCCUCUCACAUCAUUAACAUAAAACGAGAGAAAAGGGAAACGGAAGAGGAGACCAAACAGAUCAUUAGAAUGUUGGAGAAUGACAAGUUUUUAGAUGACCCCGGACUGAGGAAUGAUGCCCAGAAUCGGCCUGUACAGCUUCCUCUUGCACAUUCAGGUUGGCUCUUUCGCGACGAAGAGGAGGAAGAGGACACAAAGCCCAUAAAGGGUUUAACUAAAGAAGAAAAGAUGGAAGUGGAUCCUUUGUCUGUCAAAGUGAAGGAAGAACCUAUGGAGGAUGAUGAGGGUAUAACAUUGAAGAUGGGUGUUCCACCAAGCAAAGCUCCAUUAGUGAGGAAGCCUCCAGAGAAACGGGACGUGUCUCUUCCAGAGUUACUGGAAUCUCUGCAUGUCUCUGGAGGAUGCACUGUUUUUAUGCAGCUCCCGGACACUCUUCCCGGACAGCCGCCCACCCAGGACUCUCGGCCUGUCAGGAGUGAAGUGCAGAGCGAGGACGGCCACGUGUUGCUAGUGAAGGACAAAACCCAGGAGGCAAGUGCGGCCGAGGAGAGCUGCUCCCUGAAGGACCUGUCUGAGGGUCAGAUCGGGAAACUUGUCGUGCGGAAAUCCGGCAAGGUGCAGCUCGUCCUGGGGAAGGUCAAGCUCGACGUCACCAUGGGAACAUCUUGCUCCUUCUUACAGGAGCUGGUCGCAGUGAGUGUCGGGGAGGCUCGGAGAGGAGAGUUAAUGGUGCUGGGACACGUGCAGCAUAAGGUUGUCUGCUCACCAGACUUUGAUUCCCUUCUGGAGGGACGACACCGCUGAGAUUCCGGCCGUUUUCAGGACACACCACAAACUGUGCCGUGCCAAGACCCGCGAGACACCUUGGAUUCAGGAUCACUAGAGUUUGGUGGCACUAGUUUAGUCUUUGUCUUCUUCGUCUAUCUCUGAGCACUAGAGGGGUCUGUAAAUAUCAUGAAGAAGGGUGCAGAGCUCCCCAUACAGUGGGAGAACCUCCUGGAUGACUAAUUUAUUAAACUGGACACAUUAUAGUGAGA